GCCUCUAUCGCUAAUAAAGAAACAAUGGCGACAGCGGCGACUGCAGCGGGCGGAACGGGCUCCGGCGGACCAUCGGCUGGCCAGGCGGGCGCCGGUUCCUCGAUCGGACGGAAAAAAGACGGAGGGCCUUCUUCCAAAUUUUGGGAGAGCUCGGAAACGGUGUCCCAGCUGGAGACAGUUCGGCUGUGGAUCGGGAAACAUUAUAAGAAGUAUGUCCAAACCGACUCUCCUACAUGCAAAACUUUGGCUGCGCUGGUGGUGCAGUUGCUGCAGUUUCAGGAGGAUGCAUUUGGGCGUAGAGUCAGCAAUCCUGCCCUUACCAAACUACCCGCAAAGAGCUUUCUCGAUUUCAAACCUGGAGGAGCCCUUUGCCACAUUCUGGGUUCUGCAUACAAGUUCAAAAGCGAGCAGGGCUGGAGGAGGUUUGAUCUGCAGAACCCAUCCAGAAUGGAUAGAAACGUGGAGAUGUUCAUGACUAUUGAGAAGACUCUUGUUCAGAACAACUCUUUGACCCGACCAAUUGUAUACAUUGUUUCUGACAUGGACCAAAAGCAAGCCAACAAGCUCAAAGACAUCAUCAAGAGACAUCAGGGCACCAUCACUGAAGAUAAAUCAAAGGCCACUCAUAUUAUUUACCCCUCCCCAGCCCAGGUUGAAGAAGAGGAAUGGCUACGUCCUGUCAUGCGCAAAGACAAGCAAGUUUUGGUUCACUGGGGUAAUUACCCUGACAGUUAUGAUACAUGGGUAUCAACAAGUGAUGUGGAUGGAGAUGUUGAGGAUCCACCAAGUUCUGAGAAACCAUGGAGGGUGCAUGCUAAAUGGGUCAUCGACACAGAUGCUUUCAACGAGUGGAUGAAUGAGGAAGAUUACGAAGUGGAUGAGAACAAGAAGCCUGUGAGUUUCCGCCAGCGGAUCUUCCCAGGAGAAGAAGUGCCAGACCCUUUGAGGUCUAGACAGGUCAAUCAGAAAAAGGACAGUGAGAACACGCCAGUGAAAGGCGGAACGGUUGCUGAUUUGGAUGACCAGGAAGAUGAUUCACUAGCAUCUGGUGGCAAGGAGGAAGAUGAACAGGGCAAAAUGGUGAUUAAUCGUCUGAUUGACUCGGAGGACAACGUGACUGAACAAACCCAUCACAUCAUUAUACCCAGCUAUGCUGCCUGGUUCGACUACAACAGUAUACAUGAAAUUGAGAGGCGUGCCCUGCCAGAGUUCUUCAAUGGCAAAAACAAAUCGAAGACUCCAGAGAUCUAUCUGGCUUAUCGUAACUUCAUGAUUGACACAUACCGGCUGAAUCCUCAGGAGUACCUGACCUCCACCUCCUGCAGGAGAAACCUCACUGGAGAUGUCUGUGCGGUCAUGAGAGCGCAUGCCUUUUUGGAGCAGUGGGGGCUGGUGAACUAUCAGGUUGAUUCUGAGAGCAGACCCCUUCCAAUGGGCCCUCCACCAACCCCACAUUUCAAUGUUCUGGCUGAUACUCCCUCUGGCUUGGUGCCGCUGCACCACCGCCCCCCACAGGUUCCCCCUGCUCAGCAGAUGCUGAACUUCCCAGAGAAGGGCAAAGACAAGCCAACUGACCUGCAGAACUUUGGCCUCCGUACAGAUUUUUACUCAAAGAAGAAUCCCAAGGGUAAAGGGGCUGCAGGUGGGAGAGAGUGGACUGAGCAAGAAACAUUGCUUCUGUUGGAGGCUCUGGAGAUGUAUAAGGAUGACUGGAAUAAGGUUUCUGAGCACGUGGGCAGCCGUACACAAGAUGAGUGCAUCUUGCACUUCCUGCGGCUGCCGAUAGAGGAUCAAUACCUGGAGAGCUCUGAAGCCUCACUAGGCCCUUUGGCUUACCAGCCGAUCCCCUUUAGCCAAUCAGGAAAUCCUGUCAUGAGCACUGUUGCAUUCCUUGCCUCUGUGGUCGACCCGCGUGUGGCGGCGGCUGCUGCCAAAGCAGCUUUGGAGGAGUUCUCGCGUGUGCGUGAGGAGGUUCCCACAGAGCUGGUAGAGGCUCAUGUGAAGAAGGUACAGGAAGCCGCGCGCAGCACAGGAAAAGUAGACCCUGCGUUCGGCCUGGAGAACAGUGGCAUUGCUGGUACAGCUCCUGAGGAACCAGAGAAGACGGAACCUACAGAGACUGAGAAGAUGGACACUGACUCGGAUUCCCAGCCUGAUAAGGCGGAGUCAAAGGAUGAAGCAGAGAAGCCCAGCGAGUCUGCGGAAAAGCCGACAGAGAAGGAAAAGAAUGAGACUACAGAGAAAUCUGAGCCGCAGGAAGAGGAAGAGAGUGAGGGAGGAGAAUCCAAGACAGCAGAGAAAGACAAAGAGGAGGACAUGGAGACCACAGAGGAAGGGAAAGAGGGUGAGGAAGAAAAGGAGGAAGGAAAGAAAAACCUUGAGUUGGAUAUCGGAGAGGGCAACAUCGCCACCGCUGCCGCUGCUGCUCUGGCCUCUGCUGCCACCAAGGCAAAGCACCUGGCUGCAGUGGAAGAGAGGAAGAUCAAAUCUCUUGUGGCUCUGCUGGUAGAGACUCAGAUGAAGAAGCUGGAGCUAAAACUCAGACACUUUGAGGAGCUGGAGACCAUCAUGGACCGUGAGAAAGAAGCACUGGAGCUCCAGAGGCAGCAGCUUUUGACAGAGCGACAGGCGUUCCACAUGGAGCAGUUGAAAUAUGCUGAGAUGAAGGCUCGUCAGCAGAUGGAACAGCAGGCAGCUGUGCAGCAGAAUGCAGGAGGACAUCACGGACCACCUCCACAUGGCCCAACUCCACACGGCCCACCUCCAGGCAUGCACCCUGGACACCCAGGACAUCCCGGGCACCCAGGCCCCGCAUAUCCCCCCAUGCACCAUCCCAUGGGUCCCCACCAUGCCCCUCAGACAGGACCAAUGGUUGGACCAGGCCAGCCCAUGCCAGGUCAGCCUAUGCCAGGCCGGAUGAUGCCUGGACCUCCCCCAGUUGGACCCCCACAGGGUGGCAUGCUGCCCAUGAUGGGCCCUCGACACCCUGGACCACCCAACGGCAUGUACCCAGGUCCACCUCCAACCGCACAGCCUGAUGGGAUGCCCCCUGGCCCAGUGGGACCUCCUGUAUCUGCGCCCCCUCCUCGUGCUGCUGAAAACUAAACUAUUCCCCCCGUCACCGCACACACGUAAACAUCCACACACAGAUACACACACACACACACACACACAAAUCCAGAUUAAUUCGGGACCCCCGCAGACCUGCUGUCGUCGCCCUCUGUAGUUUGGCCUUGCUGAUUGGUGGGUCAUCUCUAAAUCCUCUCGAUCGAGCUGAGCACUCACCUCCUCACCCGCAAACAUUCACACGCUCAGGGCACAAAGUCAAGAGUGCUCCCGUUCCUUCGUCUCUUGGCUAGUAAUAGCACUGGCUUCUGUUCUGUUUCUCUCCUCUUGUGUUUGUUUUCGAGAGCGUUAGACAGACUCCUGCGGAACUUCGCUGUCCGGCUCUUCCCUGUAAUGUGACUGAUGGAAUCAUAUGUGUAUAUUGUGCUGAUCCACGUAAGCUAAAUGCUCCAAGAUCGAAAUCACACUGUAGCUACGAGCCGGUUCACAGCGUCCCGCCGCCUCUGGAGUCCUGUGGCGCGCAGAGAACCUUUCCACUGCCUUACUUGUUUGUGGUGCGGUAUCCAUUACAGCAGGGUUCCCGGUGGCUUCCUCGAGAUUCCUUUUAAUAUUUACAUCCACAUCUAGCUGAUAAUCUACCUCGCCGGUGCAAUUGUACGCAAUCUGUGCACAGUGUGUGAAGCAGAUUUGCUUUAUGGUACUCUGCUUGGUCAGCCACGCUGUGACCCAGAGAUCAAUGAGAGAUCGUAACUCACACCGCCACGAGUGCUUCGCUGUCCUAAACGCGUCCCGAGUACUGUAACACCGAACGAGAGCCCACCAAACUGCUGUUUUUAGAGAUGUACCCACACAAGCAUGAAACUUUGUUUGCUUCAGAUGUACGAACACACACACACACAUUUAAAACCUCCGCAAAUGGAGGUGUAUAUGGUAUCACACUGAAGUGAUGGAGGAACUUUGCUUAUCUUAGGUGUAGCUGGCCUUUUGUGCUCCUCCCUUAGGUGCUGACAGAGUAGCUGCCCUGCCUCGCUCUACCUCUCUCACUUUACUACCUCUCUUCUCUCCUUCUCUUUUCCUGUUAUGGCUGUUCUCUCUCUUUCUUUCUCUCUCUCUUUUCUUUGUGUGUGCCCAUGUGACUGCUGCAUUACUGCUGUGUGGAGGCUGUCGUCCUCCUCCUCCUCAGGUGAACCAAGCCCUCACUUCAACACGGCCCACCCCACUACACUACACACACACACACACACACACAGACACACAGAUACACGCGCAUUUCCUCUUCCAAAACUUUCCAGGCUGUAUAUCACCGAAAAAUGGGGUGAAACCCUGCCCUCCCCGAUCUCCAUAUAUAUCUUUUAUUGCUUUUUAUUUUAUGGUGAUGUAUUUUUAAGAAAAUAAAGUUUGUGUAGACUCAGUUAUCGCUGUUCUUGGAAGUUUGUAGCUUUCUCUUUUCAUUUUUACCCGGCACAUUGAUUCUGAGACCUGAACACUGUCUAAAUAAAGUGGGUUUGUUUUUGUAA
This is a messenger RNA of Sinocyclocheilus rhinocerous, 4583 nucleotides long. Its product is annotated as SWI/SNF complex subunit SMARCC1-like. Gene Ontology annotation, biological process: cell projection morphogenesis. Gene Ontology annotation, cellular component: synapse. The record is from RefSeq and is a predicted model, not a curated record. Bases 25 to 3105 code for a protein of 1026 amino acids. Lineage: Eukaryota; Metazoa; Chordata; Actinopteri; Cypriniformes; Cyprinidae. The transcript has 27 exons. Gene Ontology annotation, molecular function: protein binding.